Prunus avium (sweet cherry) is the source of this 497-nucleotide messenger RNA. NCBI's taxonomy places the organism in Eukaryota, Viridiplantae, Streptophyta, Magnoliopsida, Rosales, Rosaceae. The record is from RefSeq and is a predicted model, not a curated record.
UUUCCGAGUUCACUCGCUGGUGUUGAUCAUUCGCAACGCUCUCUUCCAGAUAUACACAGAAAUGGUGGUCUCUCUCUUUUCCAGGUUUUAAUUUGAGGAGCAUGUUCUUUGGAGACGCAAUGGAAGUGGAUUUAGUUACAAGCAGCGUACAAGAGGGAGGUGCUUUUGGAGUUACUGAUACUUAUAGCAAUGAUAAUCCUAAUUUCGAGGGCGAAACAUGUGGGAUAUGCAUGGAUGCUGUUAUCGAUAGGGGUGUUCUGGAUUGCUGCCAGCACUGGUUCUGUUUUGCAUGCAUUGACAAUUGGGCUACCAUUACAAACCUCUGCCCACUUUGCCAGAAUGAAUUUCAAUUGAUCACAUGUGUUCCAGUGAGUGAUGCAAAUACACGAUUCUUUGUUUUUCUUAUCCUGGUUAUAGUAGUAGUUCUAGAUGACGAUUGGAGUAUUGAAGGAAAGAAUAACACCCUCUCAUUUCCAUCAUACUAUAUUGAUGAAAAU